AUGGCAGUUCUCUCGAAAUAUGAUAUUGAGCAUACGCUACCGGCUGCUCGUGAUAAAAUAUCAGAUGAGACAUUUUACGAUAUUUAUGAUGAAGUUUAUCAAGAUCUUUUGGACAAUAUGGCUCUCAACGUCGAUGAAUGGCACAUGCUUUGUAGGCAAUGCAAUGAUGAAAAACAAAAAUUUGGAACGUUUGAGCAUGGAAAGGUAAAUCUUGAAAAAAAUGUUGACAAAUUCUACGAAUAUAUAAAGUAUUCUUGCGAACUAAACGAAAUAAAACCGCUUUUAACUAUUCGAAAAAAUAUUGCCGCCAUAUUAGAAAAUUCUGGCGACAAGGCUAUACAAGACCAAAAGAAAAUACUUGAAACAGCAGUUCAUGAUAUAGAAGUCCUUCAAGGUCAACAUCAGGAGAAAAAAGGAGAAUAUGACAAUUUAGAUAAUGAAGUCAAACAAAAGAACCAAUUAAUCAAUACAAAGACAAAAGAAUUAGACACAUUAAAGGAAGAAUGUGCCAAAAACAAGAAGAAAUACAAAGAAAAUAAAAAAUUAAUAAUCCAAAAAAGAAUUGAGCAAGCUAAUCUUCAAUAUGAUAUAGCUACCCUUCAAGCUGAGCUUGAAUUUGCAAAAGAACAAAAAGAAAAAUAUGAUGAUCGAAUGGACGAACCGUUAUGUUCAAAUUUGACAGUUUUUCUUGAUGGAUAUCAUCAUAAUCGAAUCACUACAUUUAGGCUGAUUCUUUGCAGUUUAAUGAUUUUCCUAGGAGCGGUUACAAUUUCAAGUACUUUCACUUGUGUUCAUCCAUUUGGAAAUGACAUUGAAUCUAAGCAUCUUAUAUUGUUUUGGUUCUUACCUUUUAUUAGUGCUUCCUUUUCAUGUGCAUAUUUCGUAUUUGCAAAAAGAUUCUUUGAUAAUGAUAGUUAUGACACCAUGUUCUUUUUAAAUGACCGAAGGAUACUAAUUUCUAUACUUAAUUUUGCGUAUAUUGUAAUGUCAAUUAUAUAUUAUUUUUAUUGUACAAAAUUGAUUGCAUGCUUCCUUAUUAGAACAUUACAAGGAAUUAUUGUAGGGUUUUUAUCUAUCAUUUAUCCAGUUUCUCUGUUCCAAAUUGGAAAAACAAAACAGCCUUUGUAUUUAUUGUCAUUUUUCUUAGUGUCUUUUGCUUUUGGCGUUUUGUUUUGUGUCCCAAUCAAACAGAAAUGGCCUCUAUAUGUUGUUAUCUUCCCAGGUCUUCAAACUAUCUUGAUCUGGUUCAUAAACAAGAGCUCUUUCAACUUUGUCAACUUGAAAGUCGAUUUUGGAUCAGACUUUAAGUUCCAUUUAGAGUUUCUUGUCAUUGUUUUGCAUAUCCUUCAGCCAUUCCUUGGUCCUUUCACAUUAUGGACAGUUAUUUCUAGAAUCUACAGCGAUCCUUUAGAGAACGUCAAAUUCAUUCUACCAUUUGUAGUUGGCAGUUUCGUUUUUUGCAUAUUUUUGAUCAUUCUUCGCAUGAAAAACGAGAAUACAUUUGCAUUAGCAUCUAUUCUUCUUUCUAUUCCUUCACUUGUUUUUGCUUUAAUUGGUGUAAUCUUAGUCAUUACACACAAAGACUACUAUGGCCUUAUGAUUAUGUCAUUCUCUAAUGGUAUUGGACUAUUGCAACUCCCAUGGCUUCCUUAUUACGAAACAUUGUCCAAAAUUCGACCAAAAACAUUUGGAUUUUAUUGGUGCUUGUAUUGGCUUUCUACAUCAAUAUCUUCAGUCAUAUUCACUAAGAUGAACUUGUAUAAUUUAUCUUUUGUUUGGCUAGCUUUCAUAUGUUUGAUAAUUAUAUUUUUCUCAGUUUAUCUAACGCUCUUCAAAUAUAACACGUGUAAUACAAUUCUAUAA
Trichomonas vaginalis G3 is the source of this 1863-nucleotide messenger RNA. RefSeq lists its product as uncharacterized. Lineage: Eukaryota; Parabasalia; Trichomonadida; Trichomonadidae. The coding region runs from base 1 to 1863 and encodes 620 amino acids. The record is from RefSeq and is a predicted model, not a curated record. The transcript has a single exon.